Amorphotheca resinae ATCC 22711 is the source of this 2491-nucleotide messenger RNA. RefSeq lists its product as hypothetical. NCBI's taxonomy places the organism in Eukaryota, Fungi, Ascomycota, Leotiomycetes, Helotiales, Amorphothecaceae. Gene Ontology annotation, molecular function: protein binding; cysteine-type deubiquitinase activity; zinc ion binding. Gene Ontology annotation, biological process: protein deubiquitination. Bases 76 to 2442 code for a protein of 788 amino acids. The transcript is spliced from 4 exons. The record is from RefSeq and is a predicted model, not a curated record.
ACCCCUCGUUCAACUUCCAACAGCUUCAGAAACACAACACGCGCGCGAUCCAGCCCUUCCUCGACCUCGUGCAAUAUGUCUUGCAAGCAUGUUAAUCUGGAAUCACUAAGACCUCCGCGGCCAAACCAGUCUGUGUAUCGAGAGGACUGCACACAGUGCUUUGAUUCGAUUGAUGAUCCUACAGGGCUGGACGUCUGCUUAAGUUGCUUCAACGGAGGCUGCACAGGCGACCGUCAACAUGCAGCUCUCCACCGAGCCACCAGGAACCAUCCUUUAGUCUUGAAUAUUCGAAGGACUCGAAAGGUCGUAGUGCGUGACGAACCUCCGCAAAAAAUGUCCAAGAUUGCUAUUGCGGCCGAAACCGAAGCAGAUCGAUAUGAUUACCACACCAGUGUCCGAUGUUACGAAUGCAACAUUGACAAUGUUGACAAAUCUGCGGGCAAGCUUCCUGCCGUCGUGGAUGGAGUAAUGAAGGCAAACACAUUCUCUCGGCAGGAAGAGGUCAAGGCUUGGGAGCAGGAGUUCACAACUUGCGAGCACAUCCUCACCCUCCAGCAGGAAGCUCCAAGAAAGAUCCAAUCUCAAGACCUCGGUCACUGCUCUCUUUGUGACCUUCAGGAGAAUCUCUGGCUUUGCCUCCAAUGUGGUAAUUUAGGCUGUGGCCGUGCCCAAUUUGGAGGACUUCGUGGUAACUCCCAUGGUCUGGAACACAAAAAUACCACUGGUCAUCCGGUAGCUGUCAAGUUAGGAUCUAUCACAUCUGAUGGCACGGCAGACGUUUAUUGUUAUGAGUGUAACGAGGAGCGAAUAGAUAACGACCUUGGAACUCACCUCGCCCAUUGGGGCAUUAUGCUUGCCGACCGCCAGAAGACGGAGAAGAGCUUGAUGGAGAUGCAAGUUGAUGAAAAUCUACGUUGGGAGUUCUCUAUGACUGAUGAUGAAGGCCACGAGUUAAAGAAAUUGUUUGGCGAGGGCUUCACAGGAUUGAAAAAUAUCGGCAAUAGCUGUUACCUUGCUAGCACUCUGCAGUGCCUCUUUGCCUUGCCACAAUUUCAGAAGCGUUACUACUUGCCCAAGGAAGAAUUACCUGUGGUGGAAGACCCAGCCCAGGAUCUCGAGACACAAUUGCGGAAAAUAGGAGAUGGAUUACUAUCCGGCCGGUAUUCUCACCCUGACCGUGACGUUGUCUCAUCCGAUCCGUCGGACACCCCAUUUCAGAGGGGACUUGCGCCAUCAAUGCUGAAGCACCUGGUUGGAAGAGGUCAUGCUGAGUUCUCAACAAUGCGGCAGCAAGACGCCUUCGAGUUUCUUCUUCACAUCUUCCAGCUCAUCUCACGUUCGCAACACACAUCUACCUUGGAAGACCCCACGAAAGCUUUCCAAUUUGUCAUGGAAGAACGCUUACAAUGCCUGAAGUGCCAAAAGGUUCGGUAUCGUACCGAUGAACAGGACAACAUCUCUAUCCCAGUGCCGUUAAAAAAGGCUGCAAAACAGACAGCAACUGAGGAUGGAGUCGAUAAUGGCAACGAAGUGGACGAAUAUGAACCUGUAACGUUGAAGCAAUGCCUAGACAGUUUCACAGCUACAGAAAUCGUGGAGCUCACGUGCUCUGCAUGUGGCAGCAAGGAUGGAUUCUCAAAGCGGUCACUCUUCAAGACUUUCCCUGAAGUUUUGGCUGUCAAUGCACGUCGAUUUGUUCUUGUCAACUGGGUUCCCACCAAGGUCAACGUGGCAGUUGUCGUUGGUGACGAGCCUUUCCUCCUCGAUGACUACAAAUCGGCCGGCCAUCAACCUUCGGAAGAGCUUCUGCCUGAAGAUGCCAGCGAUAGCAAACCCUCCUUUGUUGCCAACGAGGAAGCCGCUCAACAACUGGAAGGUAUGGGAUUUCCUCGGAACCGCUGCGAAAAGGCAUUACAUGCCACUGGCAACUCGGAUGCAAAUGCAGCCAUGGAGUGGCUCUUCGCACAUAUGGAAGAUCCUGACAUUGACGCGCCCCUGGACCUUGGUAGUGGUGGAGCAGCAAAAUCAGGUACUGCCGACCCUGAGCAGAUUGAGACGUUGGGUGCUAUGGGUUUUGCUCCACCCCAGGCACGCCAGGCUCUGAAGGAGACUGGCGGCAACAUGGAACAAGCUGUCGAAUGGCUUUUCAAUCAUCCAGAUGCUCAAGGCGUAUUCGAAGACGAAGCCCCGGUUGCAGACAAUGCUGGCCCGAAGGAGCUUCCUGGAAAGAGCGAUCUACCUGCCAAGUUCCAGCUGGACUCAAUCGUCUGUCACAAAGGUGCCAGUGUUCAUGCAGGGCAUUAUGUAGCUUUCGUCAGAAAGCAAAUCCCCGGUGAAGCCUCCCCGGACUGGGUUCUUUUUAAUGACGAGAAGGUUGUGAAGGCAACUGACGUCGAAGAAAUGAAGAAGUUCGCCUACGUAUACUUCUUCAAGCGGGCGUGAUGGAAAUAGGUAAUAGAUUAUCGUUGCUGUAGUGGUUGGUGUACGCGGC